AUGGCUCCGCCGCUCUCCGCGCUGCUCCUGCCGGCCCUCGCCGCCCUCCUGGCCGCGCCCGCCGCCGCCCGCGCCCCGCCGCGCAGCAUCGCCGUGGUGGGCGCCGGGCUGGGCGGCUCUGCCGUCGCCUACUUCCUGCAGCAGCACUUCGGGCCGCAGGUGCAGCUGGACGUGUACGAGCCGGCGGGCGUGGGCGGGCGGCUGGCCACCGUCACCGUCAACAAGCAGCAGUACGAGAGCAGGGGAGCCUCCAUCCACGCCCUCAGCCUCCACAUGCAGGAUUUCGUCAAGAUCCUGGGCCUCAAGCACCGGCGUGAGGUGGCAGGGAAGAGCGCCAUAUUCAGCGGGGAGCACUUCAUCCUGGAGGAGACUGACUGGUACCUGCUCAACCUCUUCCGGCUCUGGUGGCACUAUGGCAUCAGCUUCCUGCGCCUGCAGAUGUGGGUGGAGGAGGUGAUGGAGAAGUUCAUGAGGAUCUACAAAUACCAGGCACACGGCUAUGCCUUCUCCAGCCUGGAGGAGAUGCUGCGCUCGCUGGGGGGUGAUGCCUUCAUCAACAUGACGCAGCGCUCAGUGGCCGAGUCCUUGCUGGAGGUGGGCGUCACGCAGCGCUUCGUGGACGAUGUCAUCGCGGCCGUCCUGCGCUCCAGCUACGGGCAGUCAGUGCUGGUGCCCGCCUUUGCAGGAGCCAUGUCACUGGCGGGGGCCCAGGGCAGCACCUGGGCAGUGGAAGGAGGCAACAAGCUGGUGUGUUCGGGUCUGCUGAAGCUGACCAAAGCCAACGUCAUCCCGGCCAGGGUGACGGGCAUCUCUCUGCACAGCACGGAGGGGAGAGCCCUGUACCAGGUGCACUACGAGGGCAGUGAAGGCCAGGGCUCAGGUUUCUACGACAUGGUGGUUGUGACGACUCCCCUGCACCCCAGCAGGAGCAACUUCACCUUCGAGAACUUUGAGCCGCCCAUCGCCGACUUCCCCGGAGCCUUCCAGCCCUCCGUCACCUCCGUGGUGCAUGGCUACCUCAACUCCUCCUACUUCGGCUUCCCCGACCCCAAGCUCUUCCCCUUCGCCAGCAUCCUCACCACCGACACCCCCGACCUCUUCUUCAAUGCCAUGGACAACAUCUGUCCUGUCAACAUCUCAGCAGCUUUCCGUCGCAAGCAGCCCCAGGAGGCCGCGGUGUGGCGUGUCCUCUCCCAGCAGCCGCUGGACAAGCAGCAGCUGAAGACCCUCUUCAGGUCCUACUACUCGGUGCAGGUGACAGAGUGGCAGGCGUAUCCCCGCUACGAUGCCGCCAAGUCCCUCCCACCCAUCGUGCUCCAUGAAAAUCUCUUCUACCUCAGUGGCGUGGAGUGGGUGGCCAGCUCCAUGGAGAUGAUAGCGGUGGCGGCCAAAAACGUGGCCCUGCUGGCUUAUAACCGCUGGCAUCAGGACCUGGAGAAAAUCGACCAGAAGGACUUGAUGCACAAGGUGAAGACCGAGCUGUGACACCCAGGGAAGGCGGUGGGCCGGGAGCUUCUGUGUGUAGUAACCUGAGGAGUAUUU
Messenger RNA from Gymnogyps californianus (California condor), 1542 nucleotides. RefSeq names its product prenylcysteine oxidase 1 like (gene PCYOX1L). The transcript has 6 exons. Gene Ontology annotation, biological process: prenylcysteine catabolic process; prenylated protein catabolic process. The record is from RefSeq and is a predicted model, not a curated record. Bases 1 to 1485 code for a protein of 494 amino acids. NCBI's taxonomy places the organism in Eukaryota, Metazoa, Chordata, Aves, Accipitriformes, Cathartidae. Gene Ontology annotation, molecular function: prenylcysteine oxidase activity.